Alosa sapidissima (American shad) is the source of this 2389-nucleotide messenger RNA. It is a transcript of the gene wdr21, whose product is annotated as WD repeat domain 21. Gene Ontology annotation, molecular function: protein binding. The record is from RefSeq and is a predicted model, not a curated record. The transcript is spliced from 14 exons. Lineage: Eukaryota; Metazoa; Chordata; Actinopteri; Clupeiformes; Clupeidae. Gene Ontology annotation, cellular component: Cul4-RING E3 ubiquitin ligase complex. The coding region runs from base 303 to 1874 and encodes 523 amino acids.
AGAGUAAAGUUGUUAAUUUGUUUGUUUAUUAGCUGGCUUGCAACUUUGUUAUGUUGAUGAAACAAAACAGUUGACUGCUGCAGUUAACGUUAGUUACGUUUAGUUAUGCAGGCUAGCUAGCUAAACACAAAGCAGUUAUUUGUCGUUAUCUGUCUCUGUCAUCAUAGGCUACUAGUCCUGGCAAAAAUGUACUCGCGGAUUUAUCAUACAGCUGUCAAGAGCAAUGCCCUGACUAAUAUAUUACCUGUGGGGAAACCAUGGACUCCUGUUGUAGGCUAGGCUAGCCUACCUAGAACCAGAGAAUGAAGCGAGGCAGAGGUCGACACGGGCGUUACUUUGGCAAAUGGCGAAGAGCUCCGUCCACUAACAGAUCCCAUCACAGCAGCGGGUAUGACGAGUCACCAGACCGCUACAGCGCCUCCAAUGAUGGUGCAGAGGCCGGGUCCAGUGCAUCCUCCUGCACCACGUCCUUAACAUCCUCCACAUCCACUGCACCAGAUCUACCAGGCUUCUACUUUGACCCUGAGAAGAACCGUUAUUUCCGCCUGCUGCCUGGACACAACAACUGCAACCCCUUGACCAACGAAAUGCUUCGAGCAAAGGAACAUGAACAAAGGAGGUCUGCCAUGCUUUUAGAGGAUGAACAACCCAGGAAGAAAGCCCCACGAACAGGACUGAACACGUCUCUUCUGUUACAAAACAGACACCUAGGCCUUCUCCCUCCCAGUUCUUACUGCAGGCUGAUCCAUGAACUGAAGGUGAGUGGGAUGAGGCGAUACAAGCUUGAGGUUCAGAGUUCAGACUCCAGUUCUCCCAACACAGACAACUUCCGCCAUAUUGUGGCGGACUCCACCUGCGAGCGCAUCUUCACGGUGAACGACGUGUCGCACGGCGGCUGCAAGUACGGCAUAAUGAACCUCGGCGGCUGUAGCAAGGGCUCCCUGUCGGUGGAGAUGUGCGACAACCUGUACUUCACCAACCGCAAGGUGAACUCCAUAUGCUGGGCCUCUGUUUCCCAUGCAGACUCGCAUGUGCUCUUGUGUCUUGUGAGUAUAUCGGAAACUCCAGGCUGUGUGAGCGUACUGCCCGCCUCUCUCUUCAGCAACUCCAACCCUGACCAGCCAGGGAUGCUGUGCAGCUUCAAGAUCUCCACCGUCUGGUCGUGUGCCUGGUGUCUCAAUCCACAGGCUGACAAGACAUUCAGCACGGGUCUCUCGCGGCAAGUGAUUGUAACGAACGCUGUGACGGGAAGGAGGCAGACGUACAGCGUCGGCAGUGACGUGCUCGCCCAACAAUUUGCUCUCAGGGCCCCAGUGCUCUUCAACGGCUGUCGCUCGGGAGAGAUCUUCAGCAUCGACCUGCGGCAACGCUCGCGGCGUGACCACAGCUGGAAGGCCUGUCGCUUCCAGCAGGGCUCGGCCGUCACCUCAGUCCGCCUUCUACAGGACGAAAACUACCUCCUCGCCUCUGACAUGCAGGGCAAGAUCAAGUUGUGGGAUAUCCGUACGACCCGACCAGUCAAGAACUAUGAGGGCCACCAUAAUGAGUAUGCUUACCUCCCCCUGCAUGUCAACGAGGAAGAGGGGCUACUUCUGGCAGUUGGCCAGGACUGCUACACACGUCUGUGGAGCCUGAGCGACGGGCAUCUGCUGAGGACCAUCCCAUCGCCGCACCCAGCGGGCAAAGAUGGCUUCGACAGCAUCCCCAACGUGGUCUUCUCCUCCCAGCUGGGCGGCUGCAAGGGCCUGCCCGGGCUCCUCAUGGCCGUGGAGCAAGACCUCUACUACUACCCGUACAACAGUGACUACCAGGACGCCACCCCAGGUGGCGAGGCAGCCGCGGCACUGGGUUCAAAGAGGCGGACAGAGGCGUAACCGUGGUUUCCGUCCCGGGUUGUGGCAUCUGGGGGGGGGGGCAUGUAGAUGAUGGGCCGUCCCGGCAGGAUUGGCUGCUUGUUCUCGGAGUCACUGAGAAGUUGUUGAAGACUUAAAAAGAACUUCUGAGAAGAGGAGAUUUGGAAAUGAUUGCAUGACUUUUGUUUACAGAGAGAACUCCAGAAACAGAUGCAGCCUUUUAAAAACAACACUCUCGGGCAUUGAAAUUUACAUUGUUACAUUUUUUUUCUAAAUUAUGAGUUUGUGGGGGUUUUUUUUCCUUCUUCUACUGUGUCUACCACAAGUGCAAUUUAUGGACUGGAAAGAUGUGAUGAAAAUCUGCAAGACAAGUCCUCUAGAUUUCAGUUAUCUGAACGGCCAAAUAACAAAUCUUUACUUAUUUCAAAUACAGUGAUAAAGUAGCCUGAUUAAAAUGUAGGGUCUGGGUACUCACCGUUCGCAGUGCUCAGUCCGAGGGGCGGGAUAAUCAGUUGUCUUUCAAAUUCCCUCUGCAC